UUUGAAAAGAAGUCCAGAGUUUUUGAAAGCUUUUUAUGAUAUGAACACUGACAACGCUGAUGAAAUUUUCGCUACAAUAGAAAAAUUUGUAUGCGCUAUGUAUGGAUUCAAAUCAAUUGAUAAAGUGAACGACGGUCGGGUGGCAAUGUUCAUGAAAAUUUAUAAAUUCAGUGAAGAGGAAAAUAGAUUGCAAUUGCCCAAUAAAAAUUUUGAUGGUUCCCUUUUGCCGCCAUCACAAUCGGAACUAACUCAACACCUUCGUAGAACCAUCUUGAUCUCCAAUAUUUGGAAAAACGCCUUCAAAAAGGAGCCUCCAAAUUUGGAUCCACUCGAGUAUGGUUGGCAAUUUGAAGACGGAAAAUUUGUGUGCAAAUGGUUCGAGGGCGAUCAGCUACCGUCAUCAGUGGAAAUGAUCACACAAGAAGAUACAAAUGCUGAAGGCACUGAUGAGGCGGAUGAAGAUGAAUUAUCACAAGAGGAUGAAGACAGUGAUGUAUCUGAUAAUGACAGUGAUGAGGAAGAUGAUGAUUAAACUUUUUGGAAUUUUUUGUUUAA
Molecule: messenger RNA, 555 nt
Organism: Sitophilus oryzae (rice weevil)
Lineage: Eukaryota; Metazoa; Arthropoda; Insecta; Coleoptera; Curculionidae
Exons: 2
Coding region: 41-532 (163 amino acids)
Source: RefSeq, a predicted model, not a curated record